Lineus longissimus is the source of this 1906-nucleotide messenger RNA. Its product is annotated as lipopolysaccharide-induced tumor necrosis factor-alpha factor homolog. The transcript is spliced from 4 exons. The record is from RefSeq and is a predicted model, not a curated record. Lineage: Eukaryota; Metazoa; Nemertea; Pilidiophora; Heteronemertea; Lineidae. Gene Ontology annotation, molecular function: zinc ion binding. Bases 172 to 618 code for a protein of 148 amino acids.
GGCGCAUUGGAUUGACAUUUUGCAUAUGCCAAUAUAUCGGGCGUAUCCUUUGCUAAACUAUCAUACAAAGUUGUGUGACUGUUCUGGUGUCUGCCAUCAUUCUUUAGAACUCUGAAAGGUGAUAUCUGUGUCGAAGAAGAACAGGGGCAGAUAGCGACUGACACAUCUACGAUGUCCGAAGGAAAACUUCACCCAGACGAAGCCCCGCCGUCUUAUGUCGACGCCACGAACGGGCCAAACCCACAGUAUCCUGUAACAACGGCGCCGUCUUCGCCGCCAGGGGCUCCCCCACAAGCGAACUAUAUGCCUCCACCACAGCAACAAUAUAGUCCGCCUCAACCACAAAUGCACCCUGCUCAGACGACAGUGAUUGUGAGUACAUCUAAGUUAGGCCAGACCUCAGUUCAAAUGCAGUGUCCCACAUGUAACGCUUUGAUUAUGACGGAGACAGAAUACAAAAUUGGUGGAAUGGUGUGGUUGAUCUGUGGAAUCAUAUUCAUCGUCGGAUGUUGGGCAGGAUGCUGCCUGAUUCCGUUCUGCAUUGACGAGCUGAAGGACGUGAGACACAGCUGCCCGAAUUGCCACCAGCACAUCGGCACAUACCACAGGCUCAGCUAGGCUGGAUGCGGGCUUUUGACCCCAGUGUAACAGUAAUAUCCCGUAAUGUCCAGGGGACAAAGAGGUGACUAUUUCGCGCUAAUUCACUGAUGUAUUGGACGUCAUAUGUCUCUAUAGAACGACAUCUUAAUCCAUCACCAGACAAUAGUAAAUGACUUUAUUUUUCCAUGCAGUGGGACAUUUAAGACUUUUACCCAGGCAGAGUUUUGAACCACCGCACCUGCUUCGUAUUUUGACCCAAUUUGGGGGCGCAGCGAUGUCACCCGACUUGAAAGUCGAUGAAGAUGGUCUACUGAUUCCACACUGGAGAACCUGCACCACAUUUUUCGAGGGCAUUCUUCGGUUCGAUUGGAGGAUUUCCUGAAAACUUACUACCGUACAGGGACAUUUCCAUUUCAUUCACCACCAAAAAUUCACCACCAAAAAGUGCUACAAUUGUGCAUCAAAAUAAUCAUAAUACUAAACGCGGAUAUACUUCUAUUUGGUGGUGAGCAAAUUAAAACUGUUGAGAGUCAUUCAAACGUGAGAAACUGCGGGAAAAUACAUGUAUUACCUUCUUUUGAGUUUUUGAGCCACGAGUUCUGGACUCAGGGCCAUUACUACGAUAUACGCGGAGGAAGUGCCCUUAGGAUAUUUCAAACUCGCGUCGUCAUCUUUGGCCAUAUAUUAUUUUCGGUAUAUAUAAUGCCCGGCCAUCAGGGUUCCAGGCUUUCUAGCACCCAAUGUUCCAAACUAACAGAAGGCUUUAUUCACUACAGCGAACACCGCGCGAAUUUCACAGGCGUUGGAAUUAUUUCGAUAUAGAGUAGGUUUAGGGUGUAGGUUCUGGCUAAAUGCGAUUGCGAGAACGCACGCCAUGGAUGACUUUGUUUUUUACGCCUCAUUGUAUCCGAACCAAAUCAACAAAAUAUUUUGCUUCGUGAUUCCGCAUGCACUGUGCAUGCGAUUUCAUCAAAAUCGCAUUCGCGUUUAGUAGAGAAAGCAAUUCCGGCUACGCAUUUCGGCAGCGCUUUUUGUCAUUCGCGCCCCACUGCACCUACAAUCUCAACAAAGCAAAAAUCCCAUACGUCACUUUGUGAAACUUACCUGUUGAUCUAUAACAACUCGGCGAGAAAUGGAAAGGAAAAACAUAUUCAUAACGUUUAUCAUUUCGUUUAUGACUUUUUACCAGUUUUCUUCCCAUCGAACUGUCCAUUUUUUCAGUGUAGGCCUACAUUGUUUUUUAUUGUGUAUCCUUUUUAGUUGUCUUCUUUUGUAAACAUUAAUAAAAAAAAGUUUUUCAACUGCA